AUGACGUAUGAUUGGGAAAGGGGCUACAGGGCACGAUUUUUGGCCCAAAAUGGACUUUACUCCUGUCUCAAUUCUUUGGAUGUGUUAAGCAAAACCCACUUCACCAUCCACGAAUUCCAACUCUUUAUCGUUGGCCUCUUCCUCUCAGCAGGAAUCAACUCCCUUAUCUGUUAUAGAAUUACUUAUAUUUUUCUCUUUUAUUUGGGCCUAUUGCACGUCAUGUUCCGUCUUAACAGAGACAAAAUUUGGCACUAUAAUGUUUUGUUGUCCAGUAUUUUUUUUACUUUAACUACCGAAGCUUCCAUGUCGCUUGAAUAUUGGCUAAUCUUAUUUAACUUGGCGUAUCUAUUGGUUUCAAUAAUUUUUGGUGUGGUCGGAAUGGCUCCUUUUGCCAAGAUAACUGAUUCCCCUUUUAUCAUAUAUUUAAUAACAUAUAGUAAUUUGACUUCAGGCAUCAUUGGCAUGUUAAGCUCUAUUUCUUUCUAUUUCGGCAUAGAGAAGAUGUAUUUUCUUAUUUUGGCAAAUGUAUCCGCCAUAUUUGGUCUUAUACUUCACAAAAUCGCAGUAAAAAGGUGUGAACCACCUUUAAUAAUAAGCAAAACAGGUAAAAAAAACCUAUCCGUGACAAAUAAUGGGAAAAGGAUGGACGGCAGACGUUUUUCUGUCCUUUUCAAGUGCGUUUUCCCCAUUUUUGCACGAAUUGUGACUUUUAUGCUGUUGGCUGCUGCCUUGGUUAUCAUUUUGAUUAUUUUUUCCAAAAAUGGUGCUAAAUAUGGCAUGACUGAGUCCCGGCUUGUGAGAGAUAAUAUUUCACGCUACUAUAUAAUAAUCACAAAUUUAUUAAUUAUGUGUUUUGCCACCGUGGCUGUCUCAGUGGAAUUUGUGAACUUCUUUCUAAAUCUAUCGAUAUUCGAGGGAAAAUUUGUGAAUAGAUAUCGAUUAGUGGGGAUAGUAAUUAAUUCAUCCUACCGAUUAGUACUGGAACAAUCUGUCAGCACCAAGAAAUACAAUGAAACAAUUGAUGAUUGGAAUGACGGGUAUAGAUUUGUCAAAGUGAUCUCUGAAAGGAGGUUAAAGUGCCAAAAUUUGUAUAUGGAGGAUUGCAAUGAGCAAAAUCAGUAUUAUAAUUUGGCAUUUUGGGGUCAUGUUUUUGAUAAAUGGGCUAAUGAACUAGAUUUGAAAGUGCCAAAUCAGUCAAGGCACAUUGAAAAUAUCAAAAAGCUCAUCGCAGAUGAACUUGUGCAGCUUGAAAAGCUCAAAAUUGUACACGAAAUACCUACUGCUACAAGGAUUUUCCCUCCAUAUCGUUCUAAAUCGUUACGGCAAGAUAUUACUAAAGUUCAAGAGAUUUCUAGGUUUCAUUCAAUACCCUACCCAUUGCAAUUGCCACUGCUAGAAUGUAUAAUACCAAAAUUGGAUAAGUAUGCUCACAAAGGGAUUAUUGAGAGGUCUAGGGAGGAAUGGGAAAAGGAAAGGGAUAAUGGGGAUGAGUUGUGUAGCUUUAAUUUCAAGUGUACACCAUAUACUCCUUCUUCUAACAUUUGUAGCACAGAUGGUGUAACACCAAUUAUCUACGAUGCCAACAGCAAUGACAAUAUGGAAGACAUAGCUAGCCAUCUAAUUGAAAGCGAAAGUGAAGUGUCAAUAUCCGCUUCUCAGGCCUGGGAUUCCUUCAUCAAUAAGCUAACAGACAAUAACCCAAAAGAUGAACCGCAAAAUUCGGGGACUGAACAAACUGCCCUUAUUGCCAAUGAAGUUGGUAAAAUAUCGCUCCCGGAACCCUACUUGAACCUAGAUCAAUAUCAGUGUGAUGGAGAGAUGAUUUUUAAUGAUAUGUCCAAUAGGUUGGCGCAACUAAAUGCUGAUUAUGAAACCCCUUCAUUACACGUUAACUAUGGACCAUUUAACGUGGUGAAAGGGGAACCAAUGAAUUUAUCUAGGGGUGAAUAUUUGGAAAUUGAUAUGCCUGCAAAAAUUCAUUUGAUUAGUCUUGUCAUUUCAACUUCCAUUGCACAAUCAUCACUUCAAACUCCCCAAUCAUCACUUGUUUACAAUAUCCCAAUUCUGCAACAUGAUGAUCAUACAGGCAGCUUAUACGAUCCACCGCCAAUAGCGCCAAAGAAAAAUGCGGGCAGUACAAAUUGUGUGGAAAAUAAAUCAUAUCCAAGAACCAUUUCAUCUAUUGUUGCAUAUGGCGGAGAUGCCGGGGGCACUGGUGAAUUGGGUAUCUCUGGUGAAAGCGGCGCGGUGCCAGAGGGACAUGAAUUUGAGCCUGUAGAUACCAACAGUCAGGACACAAGUGGAGAUGCCAAUACGGACUUAAUUGGAUCGUACAUUCCGAAUUCUUUGUCUUUCAACUCAUCAAAAUUGUCUAAACUUAGUUGUAAUGCAGAUUUUUCUGAUCUUGACGAGACGCCUACAGACGAAGUCAGUCAAUCUUCAUAUACUAGCCAAUCUGAUUAUUCCAAUAGCUAUGUGAGUGGCAAUCCUGUGUUGAGAACCGCCAGAUUUGGCAAAGACUCUGACUCUACAUCCCACACCAACAGUGUUGAACAAGUUUUUUUGUAA
Molecule: messenger RNA, 2568 nt
Organism: Babesia microti strain RI
Lineage: Eukaryota; Apicomplexa; Aconoidasida; Piroplasmida; Babesiidae
Exons: 1
Coding region: 1-2568 (855 amino acids)
Source: RefSeq, a predicted model, not a curated record